Molecule: messenger RNA, 1174 nt
Organism: Choloepus didactylus (southern two-toed sloth)
Lineage: Eukaryota; Metazoa; Chordata; Mammalia; Pilosa; Megalonychidae
Gene: KCNIP4
Product: potassium voltage-gated channel interacting protein 4
Exons: 8
Coding region: 441-1142 (233 amino acids)
Biological process (GO): regulation of potassium ion transmembrane transport
Cellular component (GO): voltage-gated potassium channel complex
Molecular function (GO): potassium channel regulator activity; calcium ion binding
Source: RefSeq, a predicted model, not a curated record
AACUAGCGCUCAGGCAGCCCUGCCCAGCCUCGCGUCGCCAACGCGUGGAGCGCCGCAGUGCUCUCUAAGGCAAGUUUCCUGGGAGUGUCCCUUCUUUCCACGGACACGGAAAAGUCACCAGUUCUCCAACAGAUGUUUCCCUCGCAGCUCUGAGGUCGAAGAAUUCGCUGGCUGCAGCGCAGAGUCAAGAAGACAGGGGGCUGUGGUUUCGGGGGGAGCCCCACCAGGCAAAUGCCAGGACCAGCAUGAGAGGCUGGACUUCAGCCGAGGUCUGUCCUCCCUCCGGGGGCCGCCUGCUCUGCACCGUGCAUCUGCGAGGAGCUGCUCGCUUUCCCCCCUGGCAAGUCUUUGUUCCAAGCAAAGACGUUGCUUGGAUUUUCUAAUUAACUCCCUCCGCUCCAAAGGGGUCCAGAGGCUGGGAUGCUCUGCCGCCUGGGAGGAUGUUGACUCUCGAGUGGGAGUCUGAAGGACUGCAAACAGUGGGUAUUGUUGUGAUUAUAUGUGCAUCUCUGAAGCUGCUUCAUUUGCUGGGACUGAUUGAUUUUUCGGAAGAUAGCGUGGAAGAUGAGUUGGAAAUGGCCACUGUCAGGCAUCGGCCUGAGGCUCUUGAGCUGCUGGAAGCCCAGAGUAAAUUUACCAAGAAGGAGCUUCAGAUUCUUUACAGAGGAUUUAAGAAUGAAUGCCCCAGUGGUGUUGUUAAUGAAGAAACCUUCAAAGAGAUUUACUCUCAGUUCUUUCCACAGGGAGACUCUACUACAUAUGCACACUUUCUGUUCAAUGCAUUUGACACGGACCACAAUGGAGCUGUGAGCUUUGAGGAUUUCAUCAAGGGUCUUUCCAUUUUGCUCCGGGGGACAGUACAAGAAAAACUCAACUGGGCAUUUAAUUUGUAUGACAUAAAUAAAGAUGGCUACAUCACUAAAGAAGAAAUGCUUGAUAUAAUGAAAGCAAUAUAUGAUAUGAUGGGUAAAUGCACAUAUCCUGUCCUCAAAGAAGAUGCUCCUAGACAACACGUGGAAACAUUUUUCCAGAAAAUGGACAAAAAUAAAGAUGGGGUGGUUACCAUAGAUGAGUUCAUCGAAAGUUGCCAAAAAGAUGAAAACAUAAUGCGCUCCAUGCAGCUCUUUGAAAAUGUGAUUUAAUUUGUCAAAUAGAUCCUCGACUGAACAGAAAC